Chiloscyllium plagiosum (whitespotted bambooshark) is the source of this 5769-nucleotide messenger RNA. The record is from RefSeq and is a predicted model, not a curated record. Lineage: Eukaryota; Metazoa; Chordata; Chondrichthyes; Orectolobiformes; Hemiscylliidae.
AUCAAUCCCCAGCAAAAUGUGAUCUCUUCCUCUAUUUAUAAGGAAGUGCUUUUGUGGGGCAGUGAGUUAUUGUAUUCAACAGGGGAAUAUUCUCCUGCAUUUACUGUGAAGUUCAUCAACGGCACCAUUCGAAAACAUAGGAACAGUUAAAUGAAAGCAUCCAUCGUGACAAGUGGGGAGUAUUCCAUCACAUUCCCAAAUUGUGCCUGGUAGUUGCUGUGCAGGAUUUGGAAGUCCGGGGUGCUAUCAAAACCAUGCAGGGCUACUUGGCGUUAACAGUGUAUCUCUACACACAAAUCAGUGUAUGUUUAAGGACUGUGGAUUGUCUGAUUGGGAAAGCUGCCUACAUUAUCCCUGAGUCACCAGUAAUAGCGCUCGGUUCACAACUAACAGCAUCCUGCAUUCUUAAUGAUUCCUUCAUAAAAGAAAAUAAAGUUGAUGCAAAUCAGAUAUUCUGGAAUUUGAAGGGAAUGAGAAUAUCAGAGGACAAUUAUCACACAGUCAAUAGUACUGUAUCAAACGUAACGCUGAGACUUUACAGUGUUGGAAAUUCACUUCUCACUUGCAACGUGCAACUCAAUGAGGAUCAAGUAUUAACUGUCUUCGGUAUACAGAUUACAACAGGAUUGCCACCAGAAAAGCCAAAAAACUUGUCAUGUAUUACCUAUGAUAGGAAAAAUAUGACUUGCUCCUGGAAUCCUGGAAACAAUACAUACUUACCCACCAGCUACCAGUUUAAAGUAUUAAUUGCACCUAACAAUUUAAAGUCAUAUCCACUGCCAGAAGGUGUGAACAACUCUUAUGCCGUUUUGUUUCCAAGUAUCCAUUAUUUCGUUUUCAAUACGAUCUGGGUCGAGGUGAAGAAUGACUUGGGUAAUGCAACAUCUGAUUCACUACAACUGGAUCCGGUUGAUGUUAUAAAACCUGAUCCUCCAGUGAUAACUUCAAUACAACAAAUUAAAAACAUGAGCACAGUCUUGUCUGUGAAGUGGAAAAAGCCAUCUGUACCAGCUACGUAUAACCUCAAGUAUAUCCUGCGAUAUAAAAUUGUUGGUUCUCCGGAAUGGAUGCAGGUUCCCCCUGAGGAUACAGACACCCAAAAGGAAUCUUUCUUGAUUCAAGAACUGAAACCUUUCACUGACUACGUCUUCACAAUUCGCUGCAAGAGAAAUGAUGAGACAGGAUACUGGAGUGACUGGAGUUUAGAGAAAAUUGGAAAAACACCUGAAGCCAAGCCAUUACGAGGUCCACCAAUUUGGAGAACAGUUGAAAAUCUGGAUUUUUCAAAGAGAAAGAUCCAUAUCAUGUGGAAGGAAUUAGAAAAGUCAGAUGCUAAUGGGGUUAUCUUGAAGUACAAGAUGAUAAUUAAGAAGAGUUCUAUGAACACCAAAACCAUUGAAACAACAAAACUGGGAUGGAAUAUUACAGUUUCAGAUGGGGAAUACGAAGUUACACUUAGUGCCAGCAAUUCAGCUGGUGACUCUCCCACUGAAAUUUUAAUACUGCCUGCAGUAACAGAAUCAGCAUUCCUGCCUGUACAAAAUGUCAGUGCCUACCCUCAAGAUGGUCAGUUGAUGGUGGAGUGGAAGCCUUCUAGUUCUGCAGUGAGUGGCUAUGUGAUAGAAUGGUGUGAAGAGUCCAUCAAGAAUUUAUGCCCUGGACCUCUAUUCUGGCAAACUGUGCAAAAAACUGCAAGGAAGGUUUUUAUAAAAGAUAAUAUAAUGCCAUUCAAGCGCUACAGGAUAACUAUAUACCCGAUGUAUCAGGGUCGACCAGGAGCUCCGCUUUCAAAACUGGCAUAUCUGCAGCAGGAUCGUCCAGCAAGUGGUCCUUUAGUUCGUCUGAAAAAUGUGGGGAAAAAAGAUGUCACAUUGAUGUGGAGUGAAAUUCCUGUAAAUGAACAGCGUGGUUUUAUCACACAUUACACCAUAUUUUACAGGAAUUGCAUUGCAAAUGAAACAAGUCCAAGUAUUGUUGUUGAUGCAAUGUGUCGAGAGCAUGAGCUGACUUCAUUAAAAGGCAAUACUUUGUAUGGUGUACGUGUCAUGGCGUCAACAGUGAAAGGAGGCACAAAUAGUUCUGAAGUUAAUUUCACCACUUUAAGUUAUGCAAAAGGAGAAAUUGAAGCAAUUGUAGUGCCUAUUUGCCUGAGUUUUCUUUUGAUCACUGUGGUGACUAUACUUUUCUGCUUCAACAAGAGACAUCUGAUUAAAAAAUACAUUUGGCCUAAUGUUCCAGAUCCUGCAAAUAGUAGGGUUGUCGAAUGGUCACCUAGCACUGGAAAUCUCAUUCAGAACAACCUAGGACCAAAGGAAUCUAUGAAUUCAGAUGGCUUUAUAUCUGAUGUUACAAUUGUUGAAGCUGAUGUUGAUGAGGAGAAAUAUCUAUCUAAUGAAGAUGAAAUCAAGCAAUUGACAUCGUUAAAGAAGGAGAAGAGUACAUCAGAAGAGCACAGCAGUGGCAUUGGAGGCUCUUCGUGCAUGUCAUCCCCUCGACAAAGUGUUUCGGAUAGUGAUAGUGAGUCUGCACAGAAUACUACAAGCACAGUCCAGUAUUCAACUGUAUUAGUGAGCAGCCCUGGUUACAGGUGUCAGCAACCAUCAGCACAGGCUUUUACAAGAUCAGAAUCAACGCAGCCUUUAUUAGAAAAUGAAGAAAAGGCUGAUGAACAUACAUAUGGAAAUUUUGGAAGCUGCAGUUCAGAAGUAAAAAGACUGUAUUUUAAACAGCAUGCCAGGAUUGAGGAGACAAAUUUGAAUGAGCCACAUCCAAAUGGAGCAGAAAUCUUGGGUGAUACAAAUGAAGACAAUUCACUCAGACUAAAUCAAAUGGAAGUUUCAGAUCAGACUUCAGACUUGGAGGGAUUCUGUCCAGCAGUGGACUCGUUCCAAAGCAGUAAUAAUCAAACUGUGGUCAAACUGGAGUUUUUAGGAUUUAGAGCAGGUCUGGAAACCGAUCAGCAAAGUUAUAUGCCUCAGGCUGUGAAACAUAACAGUUAUAUGCCUCAGUCAAAAUAGAAAUGUACCCUUUUUUCCUGGUGUUUAUGCUAAAACAGCUUUUAUUUCACAAGCGACUUAUCAAAGUUAUGAACUGCUGUUUAGUGUUUGCAACCAUCCUAAGUAGACCUAAAGAAGCACGUGUACUGUGAACAUCCGUGGUAAUAUCAUGGCUUCCUCAGAAAAUUGUAUCAAAAUACUGCUGUAAAUAUUUUGUUUGCAAAGUUGUUGAUAGCAGUUUUUGAGAAUAAUUUGCGUUGUUAUCUACUUCUAUAUCCACUCAGAUGUUAAACUUGUGCACAGAAAUAAAGCAGUCAUUCUUGUACUUAUAAGACACCCAUAUAGCAAAGGGUAACAAACAGCUGACUGGUUUAUGCCUUUAUAGGCCGGGGAGGGAGGUGCAUAAAAUUAAUCUAAUGUAGACUUAAAACAAUACUGCAUACCAUGUUGGAUUUUGAUUACAUUAUUCCAGGAUUAGGUUAGAUGAGUGUUGGAUUUUUUUUUAAAUUCCCCUGACUGUUAAUAAUUUGCCAGCACAUUCUCUCAGUAUUGUAAUGCAAUGUAUUUGACUUUGACAUUUUUAAUUUUAUAAUUAUAACUAUUAUGAAGUCACUAUAUUGACUUUCUUUAAAUGAGAGUGCUGCAGUGUUUAAUGAGUUCAUAAUUCCUAAUUCUGUUAUAUCUGAUUCCAAAUAAUUCUUCUAAAUAGUUUUGAAACUUUUUUUAAAAAAGGAACAACUUGACUUAGAAGGCACAAAAUGAAUUUGAUUGCUGUUGUCAUAAUAGGCUUUAAUAAUGAUGAAUAUGAUGUACCCAUCUUGAUAUCCAUUUCCCUUAACCAUAUUUAGGAGCAUUGUUAUAAUCUUAAUAUGAUUAUUUUUAUUUGAAAAAUAAAACUCAUUAAAAUAACUAUCAAUCUAUAUGUUAGCACCUGUGAAUUUUAGAGGGGGAAAAAGCACUACUUUUUUUGACCAGGUAAUGAGUAAGGGGAAAAUAUUAAAUUUACACUACUACAGCUGUAUACCUUAAAACCUAUUUUUCUAAUUUGUAUAGUGUUAAAUGUAUCCAUCUCACUUAUUUGGGGAUGGUUGCAAAAAUAGUGUAGGUCCUGCAUAAACCACACAUGUAAAAUGUGAAGCAUAACACUGGAGCAGUGAGCUUUUUUGUUCAGUGGAAUGCAGUAUUCUGAGUUCUCCGAAGUCAGGAUGUGGCAGCAUUUUUAAAUCUCUUGCUACUAUAUUUGCAGAAUUUGUAAUGGCAAAACCAUUACCUGUACAUAUAUAAUAUAUAUAUAUAUAUAUAUACAUACAUAUAUAUAUUAGGAUAUUGUUAUAAAGAUAACAAUAUGGGAUGUUGAAGAUUUAAUACUUAAGUUUGAAUGUAGAUUUAUCAUGCACAAUUUUAAAGGAUGUAUGCCACUUAAAUAUACAGUGUAAUUAGUGUUACAACACAUUACGAUGUUCUGAUCAAUUCUGAGCUAUUUCUCUUUUCUCAGUUAAACUAUAUUUAAUCACAUCUGCUGCAUUAACACUAUAAAACAUCUGCUUCAAGCCAAAGACUUUCAAUUACGAGCUUUGCUAAUAUUUGAUUUGCUGUGCACGUAUGUGUGGUGAUAGUUGUACACUGAGAAAUUGAUAUCCAUUAUAAAAUUUAAAAAUAAUUGUACUUCACCAUUAAUGCCCUGCAUUGCAUUGUUCAAGACUUAUUUAAAAAUUAAUGCAGUCAUUCAUUUCUGCUUUACUGUCCUCAUGAUUAAAGUUAUUUCUACUUCUGAAGGAUUUCUUGUAUAUUGCUAUUUUUCCUUGUCUGUUUUCUAAUAGCAUAAGAUCAACUUUGAGCUGAUGGUCUCUGAUCUGAAAGUUAAUAUGCUAAUGACAUUUUGUAUCCAAGGCAGCAUUGUAAUCCAAUUUUAUCAAGUCUAGUUGCAGUUGUGAUAUGUAUGGUGUGGAGUUUUUUUGGAAUUGCCUUUAUCAUAAUAGUGGCAUUUAGUCAGAUUUUAAUCUUUCUGGUAAUUAAGACCACAAAUUAUGGGGCUAAUUCUGUGCAGCAAUUGAUGUAAGUUCUUUGGGUUGCCAUUGCACUUGUAUAUUGUACGGUUAUAAUAUAUUUUUGAAAUUAUUGCUGGACAGCCAAAGCUGUGGUUAGCAAUUGAAGAUUUGAACUUUCCUAGUAAGUUUGAAUCCAAAACAAAGCUCUUUUCUCAAGUUUUCUUGCGAUUCCUCUGCUCAAUAAUUUUUGUUUUGUUCCCUGUAUACUUCUUGCCUCCAAAAGUCUAAAGCUGAAAGUGUUACAUAGUUCUGAUUAUUAGUCCAUUAACUUGAAAGACCUGUAGCCUGAGAAUUCAGAUUUUUGGAUGAAAUUGUUACAUACUACGUCGUAAAGGAUUACCUAUUCCAUACAAUUUUCCACCUAGAAAUGGUCAAACAUUUCAUUAAACAUUUAUGUUUAAGCUCAACACGCACUGGAAUAAUAUAAAUAAAUUUCUUUCAUUUCUUUGAAGCCCAACUUUUUUAUUAAAUGGGCAAAGUGGUUCUCUUUAAUUCUUUUGCGGCUGAAUAUAAUACGCGAUCAGUUCCUAAAAGACUUGUACUUUAACAUAAAGCAUGCUUAAUAUGAUAAUGUGCUACUUUGGGGAUAAUGUAAAUGUACUAUUUUGUUGAUUUGCUUUUCAAGAAUUUUGUGGCAGUAAGUAGGAUAUGUCGUCUAUAAAAAUGCAGGUAGCUAAAUGUUGCAUUUGUUUUGAAAACAUGAGACAAUAAAUCAUUCAAACUUU